AUGGCACAGAGCAUGAAGGUGAAAUAUGACAAAUACUGGGGAAAGAUUGACGAAUGUAACGAGACACUUAUAAUUUCCUUGGUUCUUGACCCAAGAUACAAGCUCAAGUAUCUCAACCAUUGCUUCAAAGCUUUUUAUGGUCCACUGACAUGCGCUCAGAUGGUUAAUGAGCCUAGUGGAUCUUCCUCUUCCUCAUUCACUACUACUUCUAGUUUGAAGAAGUAUGCUUCGUUGCAUGAUGAGUUUGUACAACAAAGGAAAGAGGAAGAUGGUGGUAAGAGAAAGAAUGAGGUUGAUAGGUAUCUAACUGAGGAUGCUGAACCUAUGAUUGAGAGUGUCAACUUAGAAUUUUGA
This is a messenger RNA of Humulus lupulus (European hop), 354 nucleotides long. RefSeq lists its product as uncharacterized. The coding region runs from base 1 to 354 and encodes 117 amino acids. The transcript has 2 exons. The record is from RefSeq and is a predicted model, not a curated record. Gene Ontology annotation, molecular function: DNA binding. Lineage: Eukaryota; Viridiplantae; Streptophyta; Magnoliopsida; Rosales; Cannabaceae.